Closterium sp. Yama58-4 is the source of this 7854-nucleotide messenger RNA. The record is from the annotation of a GenBank genome assembly. Lineage: Eukaryota; Viridiplantae; Streptophyta; Zygnematophyceae; Desmidiales; Closteriaceae.
AUGCAGUGGCUCACAGAGAACUUCAAGAACCUGCUCGCCUUCUCGCUGUACACGUGCCUCUACCUCACCGUGCUCUACCUGCAAGCCGACUCCUCCCGCAACUACGAGGUCGCCACCUCGCACAACAUCCUGCUGCCACCCGUGAGUGCUCGAUCACGAGGGCAUGGGCGUGGGGGUGGGGCAUGGGCGUGUGGUGCAGUGACCAACCCAACAUGCUGCGACUUGAGCCGUCCUAAACCUCGUCUGUGCGUGCCUCCCCCGUGUGAUGGCUGGCUGCAGGGUGUGUCGGGCGAUGUGACCAACACGCUGAGUGGACCAGACGACUUUUACACCUGGCUUAACGACACCAUUCUCCAAGUGAGUGCUCUCCCUCGCCUCUUCCGCUCUCCUUUGUCGCCCGCGCCGCAACACUCCCAAGUGGUGGUAUGGAAAGACCCCCCCUGCGGAAACGGCGUGUGCGAGCGCCCCUUGGAGUUCCCAGCGUUCGGCCGUUUUGGCUGUGAGGCGGACUGCGGUGUGCUGCCCAACCUGCGCCCGCUCACGCUGCGCCUCUCCUCCUCCUUCGCCUCUCUGGAAUACGCCCAAGCCUCCUCCUGGAACCUCUGCCCCCAGGGCCUGCCCUCCCUGUGCUGGUACGAGGCGCCUCAGGUGUUUUCUCAGGUGGCAGCAGAGUGGGAGCAAACAGUGUGGGUGCCGGAGGGCGACUGGGAGGUGGCGUGUGCCGUGUUGGCACGCUGUGUGCUCGAGGCAUGCCCCGACCCGCUCUCCCCGCGUGUGCUCGCCGCCGUCUUUGUCGACUGCGCUGCUGCCUGCAACGACCCGCCACACACGCCGCCCGUCCCCGCCCACAACCUCACCUGCACACAGGCCCUGGGAGCACUGCCAGCAGACUUCUCAACCUACCUCUGUGCAGGCGCCUCUGCUGCUGCUACAGCCGCAUCGGCUGCUACAGCCUCCAGAAGACUAGCCAAGGAGGCACCAUUUCCCUACAAUCACUACAACCACUACCAUCCGCAUGGGUCGGCAGGGCAGCAGGGCAGGCGCCGCAGAGUGCCACAGCAGCAGGGUGCUGUGCUGCCGCCCUUGCACAUGCUGCAGGAGCAGGGUUCUGCCCUGCCUGCACCCGCUGCUGCUGCUGCUUAUUAUGCUGCUUCUGCUUCUGCUGCUGCUGCUGCUGCUGCUGCCGCCACCCCUGCCGUCACCCCCACUGCUGGUGCGCUUCGAUUCUUUGCUCCUCUGCCUUCACCUCAUUCCCCCUUCGUCUCCCUUCUCUCCUCGUUCCCCCCCUCCCUCCUCUUGCUCCCUCGCACGCUUCCCAGGCAUGUGUCCUACCUUUCUUUUUUUAGCCUCGCAGACGACACCCUUUGGGAGGCCCUCGGUUCCUCCGACCAGCAGCGAAUCCAAAACUGCCACGUGGCAGUCGCCCGUGCCCUCUACACAGCUGUCAAGGACAGCUGUCUCGUCUCUGCCGCCCCGUUCCAGCCAUCCCUCGCCUCUGCCGCCCAAUCCUCUGCGCCCGCCCUACUCGGCCCUGCCGCCCGGCUGCGUCUCGUGGCGUUUCUGUGCUCGCUGGUGGGCGGCGAGCGGGCGGCACAGCGCGUGAAGGGCUGCAACUACACACACCACGCGUCCGGGCGGCAGCUGGUGACGCUGCAGCUGCUCAGCACUGACGUGCCAUGGGCGCACGCCAACGGCGUCCCAACGCCCCUCUCCCACACGCAGCAGGCGCGCUUCACAGCCAUGCUGCUCGCUGCACUCGACUCUCUCCUCGCCCUCCCCCCCUCGCGCCUGGCGGCCCUCUCGCGCCUCCUCCACGCCCUCGACCCAGCGGUGGUGCUCCCCUCCCUGCCGCCCUGUGGGAACGCUGUGGGGCCCACGCUGCUGUGGGCGCCGGGGGUGGUGCUGAACACAACGGUGGUGGUGGGGGACAAGGUCACGUGGCUGUGGGCCGAUGGGCUGCCUCACGCCCUCACAUUGACCGACCUGACCUCGCCUCAACCGCCCCCAUGGCACGGCUUUGGCACGGGGCAGCUGGUGGUGGCAGCGGGUACAGAGUGUGCGAGUGACAACGUGGGGGCGCUGCCUGCUGCUGCCGAUGACUCAGACCGUGCCACUGCUGCUGUGCACCUGCUAUGGGCCGCACACGUCCCCCUGCCCUGCUCCCUCUGUAAGCUCCGCUCGCUAGCCCCCGCAAUGCUCGCACUCCCACCCACUGCUCCUCAUUCCAAGCUCACCCAAUAUCUACCCUGCCCCUGCCCCCGUCUGUCCCUGUGUGUUUGCUGCGUGCUGCAGACAUCUCGCCUCACUUCCCGCCCCUUGAGCUCCACUCCUUUCUCCUUUCUCUCCCACGCUCACAGCCAUCCCUGGCGACCCGGAGGUCUUCUCAGUGUCUGCAGUGCAUCUGUGGGUGCAGCAGACUCAUCAGCCCUCACAGCAGCAGCAGCAGCUGCAGUCGCCCCUACCCCAUCUGCUACCUCUGCACCACCUGCUGCUGCUGUGUCGCCAGCAGCGGCAGUAAUCUCAGCGCCCCUGGCAGUGCAGUGUGCGCCGGGCUGUGCGCUGAGCAUGCUGGGGGACGGGCUGUGCCACAGCGCGUGCCACGUGGACGCGUGUGCCUUUGACGGGGGGGACUCGGGCGGCGUGGCAGCGUCGUCGCCGCUGGGUGCGCUGGUGGCGGAGAGGCAGCAGGUGGCGCAGGCGCGGUACGUGGCAGCGCAGCGCAACCGCCUGCUCAUCGGCCUCUUCCUUGAGCAGACUCGGGCCGAUGGCGGCCCCUGCAGGCCUUCCAGAAGGCGUGUGGUGCGCUCACAGAAGGCGUGUGGUGCGCUCACAGAUGGUGCUAACUCACAGGCAGCGCAGGCGUGGUACAUGGCGGCGGAGAGCGACCGGCUUCUCAUCGGUCUCUUCCUUGAGCAGACUCGUGCUGAUGGCCACCGGUGCCGCCCCUGCAGGUUCCUGAGCCUCUUCCCCUACUGUGCCAACAGCACAUCACGCCAGCCAUUCGGGAUCAACCCAGCCUUCCUCCCCUCCUCCUCGCUCUAUGACCCUGACGCUGCUGCCGUCCUCGCUGCAGCCACCAACCAAUCUCUGCCACCCCUUGACGGCCAAUCUGACUCCUCCAUUCCGGGCGGCAGCAGCAGUGCUGUCAGCCAAUCAGACUCCUCCGUCCCAGGCAGUAGCGGCAGUGCUGUCAGCCAAUCACCAACCUCCGGCACUGUAGCGCUGCUGACUCCUACUGAGCUGCGAGCGUUUCAGAACCACAGUGUGCCGUACGGAUUCGCGCCCGUGCAGCCGGACAAGGCGGCGUUCCCCGUCCUGUUUGACGUGAACCUCGACAGCCGGGCGGCUGCCGCCCGGCUACAGUACCUCGUGGACGGCUUCUUUAUCGACAAUGCCACCCGCACCAUCACCGCCCAGAUGCUCACUUACAACGGGGAGAGCCAUCUCUUUGUGCUCAUUCGAGUGCGCUUCAUCUGCCAGGUGGGGGGGCAGAUAGCAGUGAAGUACGAGAUAGAACCAGUCAACGUGGAGGUUUUUCGCACGGAGGGCGACUGGGUGCAGCUGGGGAUCACGCUCGUGUAUGUCAUUGCUGUCAUGUGGAACUUGCUGGAAGAGGCACGAGAGGCCUUCUCACUCUGGCUUCAGACGGGCAGGGUGUGGGCAUACUUCCGGUCGCUCUGGAACUGGCUGGACGUGCUCUCCCUCACCAUCCAGUUCUCCGGCAUCAUCAUGUGGUUCAUCAUAGCGGUGCAGCUGUCGGGGCCGUUCUCAGUGCAGGCGCGCUACAACAUCUACGCUUCCCUGGGCGACACGCCCUACCCCUGGCAGGUGGUGUACCCCCCAGCACAAUACCUAGCAGCAAUGAGUGUAUACAAUCAGAUAGAGCACAUCGUCUCCUGGCGAUCCAUCUGCGUCGCCCUGCAGGGCAUCAACGUCUUCUUAAUGACUCUCCGACUCCUCAAGCUGAUGGACUUCCAGCCGCGCAUCUCCAUUCUCACGCGCACCAUGGCAGCAGCGCUGCCCUCCCUCGGCCACUUCCUCCUCCUCUGGGCCAUUGUCUUCGUCGGCCUCUCUGUCUACGCAUACGCGGUCUUCGGCCGCACUCUAGACCAAUUCAACACGCUCGCCAUGUCACUGGUUUCCUGCUUUUUAAUCUUAAUUAAUGAUAACUCCACGGGGUAUUAUUUUAUUCAGCUGGAGGGGUGGCCGCUGGCUGCGGCGAUGGUGUUCUGGAUCGCGUUUGUGGCGGUGAUGGUGUUUGUGCUGCUCAACGUGCUCAUUGCCAUUGUGGUGGAUGCCAUGAUGGAAGUGCAGAAAGAGUCAGAGGAUUCGCCGUCCUUUUUCGUGGACAUGUGGCGUGUGCUGCGCAGCUACGCCAUCCGCUGCUCGACGCGCUACUGGAAGCCUGGGCGCCUGCAGAGGCACCUGCUUGCGCUGGGGGCGGAGGAUGACACCAAGCAGCUCUCCUCCUUGGCCCACUCUAUAAGGGUACUCCGGGGCAGCUUCAGCGAUCUAGACAGCUGCUUCAGCUUCCCAACCGCCUGCCCGCAGCCGGACCUUAGCCGCCCGCGCCGGGUCUUCCGAGUCAACGGCCGAAGCUACAACGCCGAUAACCUAUCGGCUGUGCUCGAGCGCCGAUUACAGCGCUGCCCUGCGGGUUCUCUUUCCCGCCGAUUCUCACUGCUCAAGGGCGAUUCGGAGAAGGUGGAGCAAGAGCCAGGCAUCAAGCCCGACAGAAUGACGGACCUCAUUCUUGCGCAGUUUGGGGAAGAGAUGGGGACGGCAGGGCGCGCUCCGGGGCAAGGCACUGACGAGGAUGCAGACCUCGAGGUCAUGAAGGAGGAGGUUCUCCGAAUCGAGAAAAGCAUGGCAGAAUCAGCUCAAGGGCUGGGGGAGCUUCAGGGGGAAGUGCAGAUGCAGCGCCGUGCCCUUCGCAAUCUGCAGCGGCAGCUGACCAAUCGCGACCUCCGGUUGGAAGAGCAGACCGCGGAGUUGCAGCGCCAGCUGGCUCAGCAGCACCAGCUCCUGCUUCGUCUGUAUCGCAUCUGCUGCGCGAAUCCCGGAAGCACGCAGGCACUUCGCAUUGCAGCCAUGGCGCGCUCCCUCCUCGCCAUACUCGUAUGCCUCGCCCUCGCGACCUCCGCCCUCGCCCGCACGUACGACCGCCCCCACUUGCACCGCAUGCACGCCCGCCGCGGUCUGCGCCACGUGCGUGACCCCGCGGCUGGCUCGCGACGCCGCCUCUUCUCCUCCGCGUUCGGCGACGAAGCUUCCUCCAGCGACCCCAACGGCGACUACAUCGGAUUCGACGAUUUCGUUAGCGGGCCGGUUGCUCCCGCUUCCGCGCAGCUGAAGGCCUUGAUGGCGAUUAAAGCCGCCUGGAAGAGCGACUUCUACGCAGCUUCCACUUGGCAGGAGGGCAGUACGGACACAACCGCGUGGGAGGGCCUCGAGAUUGACGACGCAGGUAACGUCGUCAGCAUGCGGUUGGUCUCCGCGGGCGUCGAAGGACCGCUGCCGGCGGCGCUCGCUGCGCUGACGGCCCUCACGUCGCUUGAUCUCCGUCAGAAUAAGCUGACCGGCGAGAUUCCUCGCGGUGUUUUCGCCAAAAUGCCGAACCUGAAGGAGUUCUAUAUCGCGGAUAACCAGCUUUCCGGGCUUGUUCCGUGGAGGCAAUUCUUCGGGCAGGCUGAUUCCCCGCUGCAAAUGUUUGAAAUCGACGGCAACGCUUUCACCGGUGGCAUUCCCAACACCCUUUUCCAAAACGCGCCGAACAUCCAAACCUUCACAGCCAGCGGCAACAAGUUCACCGGGCAGAUGCCAACCGGUUUGUCAGGCUGCCCGCUUCUUUCGGUCAUCGAUUUGUCGGACAACCAGCUGACCGGCCCAAUUCCGUCCGCGUUUGGCCGGAUGGACGGGCUGGAGGUGUUCGACGUCAGCAACAACCUGUUGACCGGUUACCUGCCGGCGACCUUCGGAUUCUCCGCGACGCUCAUGAAUCUCGAUGUUAGCAACAACAAGCUGAGCGGUAACCUCCCCGCAUCGCUGGCCAAUCUCGGCCAAUCGCUGCGGGCCUUUAAAGUGGCGAACAACUACUUCACUGGAAUUUUGCCGAAGUUCCCAAACCUCGGGAGGGGCUGCGGACCCAAGGGAUCCGACGCUGUUUCCUGUUACAGGUUCUCGAGCAUCAUUGAUUUGAGCAACAACUACUUUUAUGGAAAGGAUGAGAUGACCAUCCAGGCGGCCAAUUGGACGGGCACACCAAAGACCGACGUAAUCUGCCCGGGAAAAGACUUUCCGAAUGAAAUUUCUGUCCAAGGAAAUUGCUUGGUGUCCAGUGCGACCUGCACAGCCAAGUCGCAGAGGGCUGCAGCGCAAUGCACUGCGUUCUGCGGCACAGGGGCAGUAAUCGCAACUAAUUCGUUCACCCUGUCAUCUGGCAGCCGACCAAUAAUCGAACCAGCAUCGCCAGCGUCGUAUCGGGAAGAGCUGAAGGAUGCAAUCGCCGCGUUGCUGCAAAUCCAUGGCUUCUCCAAAUACGCCCUCGAAACGCUAGCCCCCGCAUUGUCCACAGGCCCCAACAAUCUCUUCCGUCAAAAUCUCACCAUUCUUGCUCCCAGCACGGAUGCCCUUGUGCGCGUUAGCGAUGAUGCUUUUAACGCGCACGACAGCGUCCGGAUUUCUGAGUUCACAGUACUCGCGACUCGCAUGACGUAUAUCCCUGUCACCGCUUCUAGCGCCUCGUUGCUCGUGUCUUCGAUACAAGCUAGAGGAUUUAUCCGCUUUCCGUCGUCGCAAGGCGUUCGAGCAGGAGCACCGCGGUUAGUCGGCUCCGCGCUCCAUUUCCCCUCCCCGUCUUCCACUCGGACUUGCUUUUCCGCGCAGUCCCGCGCCGGAUCCCAAACCCCAGGGCCCUUUCUACGCGCUGUCGAGCGCUUCUUUACCGCUCGCGGCGCAACAGCCGCGGCAGGAGUGGGCAUGGAGAACGCGUGGGCGCGCGAAGGGCGGCCGGCGGUUGCGGUGGUAACGGGGGCGAAUAAAGGCAUCGGAUUCUACAUCGCACGGGGAUUGGCUGGCGAAGGGUUGACUACUGUGCUCACCGCCCGCGACCCGGGGCUGGGGCAGGAAGCUGCGAAGAAGCUUCAGGCGGAGGGGCUGCAGGGGGUGGAGUUCCAUCAGCUGGAUAUCAGCGACCAAUCAUCGAUCGACAGCUUUGCACGAUGGCUCAAGGACACUCACGGGGGCCUGGACGUGCUUGUAAACAAUGCUGGGAUGGCUUAUAAGGGGAACACGUUCGGAGCAGAGGAGGCAAGGAAGACCAUUGACACCAACUACAAAGGCACUCGGGCCGUGUGUGAAGCGCUGCUGCCCCUGCUGCGCCCCUCCAAAGCGGGGGCGCGAGUAGUUAAUGUGGGCUCGAGUGCAGGCAAGCUUCGCAUUGUCUCCCCCGCACUCAAGGCCCGCUUCACCAGCCCAACCCUCACAACUGCUGACCUGGAUGCACUAGCGGAAGAGUUUAUAAAGGGGAUAGAAGACGGCACUUAUAAGGGAGCAGGGUGGCCCGAGUCCAUGUACGGAGUGUCGAAGCUCCUAGAGAACACAUAUACUCGCGUGCUUGCGAGACAGGUGGAGGGGCGGCAGGAAGGCGAAAGGUGGGUGGAGGGGCGGCAGGAAGGCGAAAGGGUGUAUGUGAACGCAUGCUGCCCCGGGUGGUGUGCCACUGACAUGUCAUCAUGGCGCGGCCGCAAGACAGCAGAGGAGGGCGCGGACACACCCAUCUUCCUGUCACUCGUUCCACCCGAGAAGGCUGCUACCGGGCGGUUCUAUGCUGACAGGACGAUUGAGGAUUUUUAG